Messenger RNA from Halteromyces radiatus, 992 nucleotides. RefSeq lists its product as uncharacterized. The record is from RefSeq and is a predicted model, not a curated record. The transcript has 6 exons. Lineage: Eukaryota; Fungi; Mucoromycota; Mucoromycetes; Mucorales; Cunninghamellaceae. Gene Ontology annotation, molecular function: oxidoreductase activity. Bases 47 to 928 code for a protein of 293 amino acids.
CCCUUUUAUACUCUCAUAUAUACAUAGAUACAAUUGUUCUUCCUCGAUGGGUCCUCGAGCUCCUGCAUCUGUUCGAACUGUAUAUAGUAUCUUAUCCGAUCCUCUCAUUUUGGGAACCACCACUGCGGUUGCUGUAAUGACUAUGGCAUGGUACUUUUAUGCAUCAAAAAAACCCAGUCGUAUUUUAGAUCAACAUACCAUUAAACAAUUCAAACUAUUAGAAAAACUCGAGAUCAAUCACAAUACUAGUUUAUAUCGCUUUUCCCUUCCUCGACCUACUGAUGUCCUUGGCUUACCUAUUGGUCAACAUAUUUCCAUUAUCACUUGUAUCGAUGGUGAAGACGUAGUUCGAAAUUAUACCCCAACAACUGGGAAUGAAACAAGAGGUUACUUUGACUUGGUGAUCAAGACAUAUCCUACAGGAACAGUAUCGAAAUAUAUGGCCAAUUUAAAACCUGGUGAUACGAUUGAUGUACAAGGACCAAAAGGAUCUUAUUUCUAUACUCCAAAUGUGAUGAAAGAAAUUGGAAUGAUUGCAGGUGGCACUGGUAUUACGCCUAUGCUUCCAAUCAUCAAAGCUAUACUACGGAAUCCCAAAGAUACAACUAAAUUGACAUUGAUCUACGCCAAUAAUGCCCUGGAGGAUAUAUUACUAAAAAGUGAAUUAGAUCGUUUAGAAAGAGCAUACCCUGAUCAAUUUCGUGUACAUCAUGUUUUGGCUCUUCCACCUAAAGAUUGGGCUCAAGGGAUUGGAUAUGUGACAAAGGAAACAUUGGCUACUUGGAUGCCUGCACCUGCUGAUAAUAUACAACUCUUAGUCUGUGGUACUCCAGAAAUGAUGAUUGAUAUUGAAAAGGCAACGAUUGAAUUGGGUUACAAUCCACCACGAUCUAUCAGUAAAUUAACAGAUCAAGUCUUCAAAUUUUAGAAACCCUUCUUACCUGUCUAUAUUAUAAUUAUAUCUUAUCUUAUAUUACCUUUUUUUUUUUUUU